GAUCUGGUUGUGAAAAAUGGCUUGUUUUACUACGACUUUUUCGUAUCUGAGCGUGGCAUGUGAUGGCCUUGGAUGCAAUGCCUUGAUUCAGGGACGUUAUUUUACUUGCCUGGAAUGCUCCAUUCCCGGCGGACCUAACAGUUUGGUUCUCUGCACCUCCUGCUAUCCGAAUCAAAAGAUUCAAAACUACUCCCACCUCCACACCACUUUUGUGGAAAAGCACGUCUCUGCGUUUCCAGCUGCAAAUUACCUACCAACAUCGUAUACAGCUGCGAGCCAACCGGCGACACUGAAUUUCAGUAAUGAGGCAGCAAUGAAGGGAAUAGAAGCAGUCAAUACGGGUUGUAGUUAUUGCACAUUGCCACAUUUUAUAGAUAAUGUUAAUGAUGUCUGUUGCAGCAUUAUGUGAUAGGUAGAUCCUUAUGUACAUGUAGUUUCCUCUCAUGUUUAAUUUAAACACGCAUGAGAAUAAUAUUUAUAGAUAUAUGCUUGGAUUAUUAAUAUAUGGGGGUCGAGAGAAUAAGGAUCCUGGUAUCUUUCAUUCUUGUUGUGUUUGUUGAUCUGAUGUUUAAUUAUUAUGAUCGAUCCUGUUGAUUUGGUAA
Messenger RNA from Rosa chinensis, 602 nucleotides. RefSeq lists its product as uncharacterized. The transcript has 2 exons. The record is from RefSeq and is a predicted model, not a curated record. Lineage: Eukaryota; Viridiplantae; Streptophyta; Magnoliopsida; Rosales; Rosaceae. Bases 17 to 409 code for a protein of 130 amino acids.